GCGUGAAUGUUAUGCAUGAUUUUUCUUUUAUGAAUAUUCUUUUCACACGAAGUGAUGCACUCGUCUGGCGAUGGGUGCCCUAACCAGCCCUGCGGACAAACCUAUGAAGACGAUAACAAUUCGAUUCGAGCGCUGACAACGUAUCCAUAGACGACGUGUCCGUAGAUGAGGUCCGUCUGCAGGGCGAAGGGCGGUAGGGGUACGACGGAGCCUCCAAUAGAUGAAUAACAAUACAGUACACGAAAAGACAAAAUUGCCUAUCCAACUCUUGACACGCUUCCUUGGGUGUGGCCCGUUGUACAUCGUCUUUCUCAUGAUCAGAGGCGUAGCGAAUGUUGCGCUGUUUCGCAGUUGGCAAGGUUUCUGCGAUCGGCGCAAUCAGCUCCACUUGCGGUAGGAAAGCGCGCCCGCUUACAUCCGUGACAACUAGUGCGGACACUGACGGCACUGGGUUCUUCCUUGCGCCACGGGUGAGAGGAUUGAUGGAGGAGGUAAGGAGGCAGCGGGUUGAGUUACAGUUUGUUCCGGUGUUGCACUCUUCUUAGGGCUUUCUGUCGUCAGUUUCCCGACUGUUUUAUUCUAUUCGAGUUGCUGGGUGUCUCGCAACUCUCAAUUCCGGCGAAAUAAGCGCAGCCAGGCGAACGGACGGCCGGCGGCGGUCUGUGUAGGAUAUCGACGGCAGUGGACAUCGCACGGAAUCACUUCAUCACUUUGCAAAAUGACUGCUCGCUAUCUGCCGGGGCUUGGAUCGGGGUCUCUGACGAUGAGACCUGACAGCGCGCCGAGGACAAAUGACAGAUACUUGGCGACUCUGCUCGCGGAGCGGCAAAAUCUGAGUCCUUUUGUGGAAGUUCUACCGAACUGUAGUCGGCUGCUCAACCAAGAAAUUGCCCGUGUGACCUCACUGAUGGGAAAUGCUGCUUACCAUGAGGCUGAUGGACUUGACCAAGGCGGUUUGGGGGCUGGUAGCCUAAUGCAAUCGGGAGGUUCCCUCUCAUCAGCAGGGAUAAUCUCUAGUGGACCCGGUGCAGCUAAUGACUAUGGUGGAAGUCAUUGGGGGCCUGUUCAAGGAGACCCUCUGCCAAUUUUGAUGGGCCCAGGAGGCUCAGUCCCACAAGUAUCACCCUUCUGGGGAGCACAGGGAGCUGCUGCGGGACCACUUGUGAGGAAGACGCGCAGGAUUGAUGUUCCUGUUGACAAGCACCCAAAUUACAAUUUUGUUGGACGCUUACUCGGUCCUCGAGGCAACUCUCUAAAGAGGGUUGAGAGUACCACCGGUUGUCGGGUUCUGAUACGAGGAAGAGGAUCCAUCAAGGACUCGGGAAAGGUGCGACAAAGUCCAGCUGCUGAUGAGCAUGCAAAGGAAGAUAAAAUGAGGGAUAAGCCAGGUUUUGAGCAUUUGAACGAGCCGCUGCAUGUGCUCAUUGAAGCCGAGCUUCCCGCAUCAACAGUUGAUGCAUCACUGAAUCAGGCUGCUGAAAUCAUAGAAGAGCUUCUGAAGCCAGUGGAUGAAAACUACGACGUUGUCAAGAAAGCACAGCUGAGGGAAUUGGCAAUCCUCAAUGGAACCCUUCGUGAAGAUUCGGGGCCAUAUUAUGGAGGAUCUGCAGCAAACAGUGCUGGUCUGAAACGCGCAAAGACUAGGAGAUGAUGGAGUUUGCCUCCAUUAUCAGCGCUUUGCGACUUUUUUGAAUUAAUCGGUCAGAGAAGGGAAGAUGUUACGAAGGGUCUGAAGAGAAAAAGGGGCGAUGGGAGAGUGGUAUGUGCGUGGGCGGCAUUGGCUUACACUGGUCACAUGUGCAUAGUGAGUGCGAUGUGUGUACUGAUGUGCUGCAGCUAAUGUGUUAUCCGAGCACCGCGUCCCAUACAUUACGAUGCUUCUGUAAACAUCCAAUUUUGUGAACUGAGUUUUAUUUCUUUUCUACCUCAUAGAAACGCCAUUUAGGAGGUAAAUGGAGGCGGCAUGCAAUGUCCCUCAUUCCUAGACUGCAGCGGACUACCCUUAGUAGCGGUUCUAACACUGACGCCCAGCCCAGACUGCCGCGACGCCUAACAUUAUGUUGCUUUCCUUUGGAUGUUGGUGGGCAGCAAGCAGACGGUCUGUUUUCGACAGAAAGCACAUGCUUUGAGGUGUAGGCAAAGCUUCAUGACUCUUUUUCAGUCAAGAUCUAACAGACAAAUGGAAAGCUGCUAAUAAUUCUGUCUCUGGUUCCAAUCACCAUUCGGGCCCUUGCUUUCUGUAAGGAAACUUUGAAACUUGAAACUAUAAACUAUGUGCCUGUCUUGAUGUGACAGUUUGCUGCGUCCUGUGUGGAACAGCGACCUUCCCAAUUGUUGUGUGGGUGUGUGCUGACAGAGAGGCCAUCGUGGCAAGGAGAAAUCUCAUUUAUCAUGGUUUCCGCCUCUGGUCUGUUCGGACCUUUUUUUAAAUGUUCUUUCUUGCAUUCGCUAUGUACUUUGUUCGGCCCACACCCUUUCGUCGGCGCUCUUGCUUUUUUUUGCUAAUUUAUUUGUGCUGGAGGUACCAAAGUCUAAAAUGAGAGUUUCUAGUUCACAUGCGAGUCGGGUACCCGUAAUUUCAACUGAGCUCUGUCGCAUGGGAUGGUAAAUGUGUAGCCCCACUGUGUAGCCUUUCUUCCACUUAUGCUGUAGAUGACGAAUGUGGUAAACCACGUAGUCCCUGUUCGAGAACUCGGGACAGGCCCGUCCGGGGGGCAGGCAUAACUUUGUUUUUUGUUCAGGGUUAGGCCUACAGUCUUCCCCUGAACAAAACGCAUGUAUGUAC
Chara braunii is the source of this 2785-nucleotide messenger RNA. The record is from the annotation of a GenBank genome assembly. Lineage: Eukaryota; Viridiplantae; Streptophyta; Charophyceae; Charales; Characeae.